AUGGCCGAUGUCUUAUUAGGCCAUACACUUGUAUUACUGUACACGGUGUCUUUUGCAGAUGCUGGUGCUGAAGUAGGGGCAAAUGAGGGUGAGGGUAAGGGUGAAGAUAUUGUGGAAAGUGGUAAUGAGGAAAGGAGGUUGAAGGUUGUAAAUGAUCCAUACUGGCAUGCAUUGAUAAGUGACGAUGACGAUGCAUGGGAUGGGGCUGAUGAACCAGAAGCUGGUGGUUCAAAACGUGAUGAUGAUUAUAGUCCUCAUUUUGAUGAUGAGGGUGAUACUGAUGAGGAGGAUGGUGGUCAUGGGGAGGGUAGCCAUGAAAAGGCAGCUGAUGUUGGUGGUUUAAGUGGUUCGGCUACUAUGUUGGAUGAUGAGGAAGAGGAUGAGGUAUCCUCUAACUUAGCUAGAAGUGAUAUCCUCAUAACUCCCCCUAAAAGUGAUGAGGAGUAUGAGGCGAGUAGUUGGCCUAAGUGUGUUACUAGGGUUUCCCAGUUUCAGGAUGUGGACAUGGAAGACCCACAUUUGGAUGUUGGCAUGUCAUUUGAAUCUGCUGCUCAAUUCAGGAAAGCUGUGAGAGAAUACAAUUUGUUUAGGGGUAAGGAUGUUGUGUUCACAAAAAAUGAUGGGGAUCGGGUUAUUGGAGUUUGUAAGAGUAGGCCCAAGGGUUGUCCUUGGAGAGUUUAUGGUUCACUGGUUACGGGUGAGAGAACUUUUAUGCUUAAGUCACUGAACCCUAAACACCAGUGUACACGAUGUUACAAGUCUUCGAUUGUAACGUCUAGAUGGAUUGCAGACAGAAUGACCCACAAAUUUAGGACACAGCCAAACUAUCCAAUUGCAGCUCUCUUUGAUGAUGUAAAAAGGAAAUGGAAUGUGGAUGUUACUCCUAGACAACUGUACAGGGCCAGGGUUAAGGCGAAAGAACAGGUAGAAGGUAAGCACAAGGAACAGUACAAGCGGCUAUGGGAUUAUUGUGCAACAGUAAGACAAAUGAAUAGAGGGAGUACACUGUUGAUGAAAGUUGAAAGGCCUACGUUAGACGUCCCACCUACUUUUCAAAGGUUGUAUAUGUCUUUGGCAGCAUGCAAGGAGGGUUUUAAAAGGGCUUGUAGGCCCGUGAUAGGUGUUGACGGCUGUUUCCUUAAGGGACAUUUCGGGGGGCAAUUGUUGGUUGCUGUGGGAAGAGAUCCAAACGACAAUAUUUAUCCGAUUGCACUGGCUGUGGUUGAAGCUGAAACCAAGGAUAGUUGGUCCUGGUUUCUAGAGACUCUAGUGGGGGACCUUGGUCCAAAUGGCUGUACUGGGUGGACAUUCAUUUCUGACAGACAGAAGGGGUUGAUACCAAGCUUCGAGGAGGUCCUACCAAGUGCACCGCAUCGCAUAUGUAUCCGACACUUAUAUGCAAACUUUAGGGGUGAUGGGCACAAAGGAUUGGUGCUAAAAGACAAGCUGUGGAAAGCAGCUGCUGCAUAUAAUUUUUAUGGGUAUCAAAGGGAAAUGGAGGCGCUGAGGAAAUUGAGUCCAGCUGCCCAUGCUUAUUUGGAGAAGAUUGACCCCCGUACCUGGGCUAGGGCUUUCUUUGACACCACCCCAAAGUGCGACUUGAUCAUGAACAACUUAUGCGAGUGCUUCAACUCGUACAUCAUCCAUGCCCGAGACAAGCCAAUCAUUACCAUGCUGGAGAUGAUUAGGAAGAAGUUGAUGAUGCGAUACCAGAAGAAGAGGCAAGGAAUAAGGGAGUAUGUCGGGGAAUGGUGCCCGAAGAUAUUGGCAAAGUUAGACCAAUGUGGAAAGGAUGCUGCGGAAUGUACUUCAACUUAUGCUGGGGAUGGAAUCUAUGAAGUGUUGUGCAGUUAUGGCACAUUUGUGGUUAGCUUGACGGACCGUGUUUGUGGGUGCAGGCAGUGGGAUAUGACUGGCAUUCCAUGCCCACAUGCCAUCUCAGCCAUUUUAUAUCAUUCUGCCAAACCUGAACAGUACCUGCAUCCGUAUUACAGUGUUGAGAAUUACAAAAUGGCUUAUGACCCAAUGAUAUACCCAGUGCCAAGUGAGGACCAAUGGGUCAGAACCGGGCAAGAUGAGGUUCACCCACCCGUUAUUAGAGCUACCCCAGGCCGGCCCAAGAAGCUCCGGAGAAGGGGUCCAGAUGAGCCAAGAAACCCACAUUGCAUGAGGAAGGGUGGUGUAAGCAUGAGAUGCUCGAAGUGCAGGACAGUUGGCCAUAAUGCUAGGACUUGCCCUAGGAGGAAGAGGAAGUCCACUCCAAGCACUGCAACAGAGUUGAACUUAGAUGAUAUUCCUUCUCACCCAAUUGCUGAUGAUUCACAGCCUACGGAAUCAUCUACAGCUGCACAACCUGUUUCACAGCCCAAAAAGAGAGUUCCACCUACUACUGUUGAUCCUACUUCAACGAAAAGGAGUAAGACAAUGGCUCCCUCAAUGCAUACUCGGGCAUCACAAAGAGCAAAUUCCACAGCUGCAAAAUCUGUUGCUGCAAGGCCUAUUAGGAGGUCUGGUAGGUUGAUGGCAGCAUUUAAGGAGCCCGAUCCCAACAAAGAGAUACCCACUAUUGACCUAACAUGUGAUGAUUCACAACCAGCAGUAUGCACUCGGGAACCGGCCAGGGCACUCGGAGUUGUCAUUCGAGAACCAGUAAGGAAGCCAGCAAGAGUGGUGGUACCAACAGUGGAGAAGGGUAUACGAAGAAUGGAAGCUAAAAACAAAGGGAAAAAACCAAUAUGGCAGCCUUGA
Alnus glutinosa is the source of this 2748-nucleotide messenger RNA. RefSeq lists its product as uncharacterized. Lineage: Eukaryota; Viridiplantae; Streptophyta; Magnoliopsida; Fagales; Betulaceae. The transcript is spliced from 5 exons. Gene Ontology annotation, molecular function: zinc ion binding; transposase activity; DNA binding. The record is from RefSeq and is a predicted model, not a curated record. Gene Ontology annotation, biological process: DNA transposition. The coding region runs from base 1 to 2748 and encodes 915 amino acids.